GGAUAAUUUAUAUCGGCCGACGAGGAGAGGAAAGUGUAAGAAAUAUAAAUUUGUCGCAAAAAUGACUGAUCUUUAUGAAUACUGCAAUGGACGGGCGGGUGGUUCAGCUGCAUCUAAAAAUAUUCAGCCAGCUAUGGCUAGCAAGACCGUGACUAAUCGAAACAUGAACUGGCUUGUUCACGGAUUGUACACAAGAAAGGAUUACAAUUUAUGUAAAAAGCUAAUAAACCGGCAGUUGACAAUAAAUUUCGAUAAAGAGUAUCUGUAUUUUGUCAAGGGACUAAUUUCGCGAGAAGAAGGUAGUUUUGCGGAAGCGACGAAUUGUUUCCAGAAUGCCAUUAUUGCAAACAAGAAGAACUCGGAGAAUUACAAGGAACUCGCAAAGACAUUUUUCAUAAUGGGGCGCUUCAAGCAAUCAUUAGAAGUGUUUCUAAAAGCGGAGACCCUCAUGGAACGGCCAGAUCACGAGGUUUACCACUAUAUUGGAGAGCUAUUCUACCGCAAUUUCGGUCAGCCAAAAGCUGGAGCUGCCGAAGCAAAAGAAUACCUUAAACAAUCCAUAAUGUGCGGCAAACAUGCGGAGAGUUUCAAAAUUCUGGCAGAAAUUUAUAUUGAAGAGGGCGAUAACAUCAAGGCGAUUGAAAUGAUAGAAAGUUGUCUGCAGAUGACCGAAGACGAUGUCACGCUGAUGACUCAGAUAGGCGUCCUUUACCUUAAAACUAAUGAAUACCAAAGAGCAUUCGAAAAACUGUUGGAUGCCGUUGCCAUUGAUGAAAGGUGUACCACCGCUCUGCUAGCACUUGGUUCUAUUCUACAGUCCAAAAACGAUAUCGACGGAGCUUUGAACAAGUACAGGAAAAUAUCCUCUUUGCCGGAUGAGGGAACCGAGGUGUGGAGCAACAUUGGUCUAUGUUUCUUCAAAAAACAAAAAUACAUUACGGCAAUAUCAUGCUUGAAGAAAGCUAUUUGGGCUUCACCGUUAAAUUUUAAUGCAUUGUAUAAUCUAGGACUAAUUCUGGUGACAGCUCAACAAUAUGUGAGUGCUUUCCAAACGUUAGCUGCUGCCAUUAGCCUUAGGCAGGACAAUGCGGACUGUUAUAUGUUGUUGGGAACAUGCCUUCGGCAUCUCAACGACCCCGGCAACGCAUAUUUAUCGCUGGAAAAGUCCACAAUGCUACCAGACGCUAUCAAAAACCCAUUAAUCAAUCUAAACUUUGCGCUUUAUUGCUUCGAGAUCGGCAAGUACGACCAAUCAGUAUCCUAUUUGGCAAACUUCCUCGAAAUGGCUCAGCAUGCCAACGUACAUCGAGAGUACUUGAAGAUGGCAGAUAGACUGAAUGCUGCCUUAUCAUCUUCAGUCGGCGGGCCAGCUCCACUGUUGCCCUCAGCGGUGAAUUAUGUUUCGCCCACCGUCUCACUGUCCACUUCAAAAGAAGUUUCUCUUCCGGUCGGUGAUUCCAUUGGAAUACAUAGUGAGAUCCAAAGCAGCUCUAGAACCAACCCUGGAAAUGAUAACGAUGACGGCAACCAUAAAGGAGUGAUUUCUGAUGAUGCAACAGAGCAUAAUCAUGGUGACCAACGAAACGAGGAAUAAGGAAAACCAACGAACCAGAUUUAUAGAGGUAACUAGAACCAAUGUGAAUAUAUUUUUACUCGCGUAUAUAUUUACACAUAUAGUUGUUAUUAAUCUGAAAUAAGAGAAUAAAU
This is a messenger RNA of Toxorhynchites rutilus septentrionalis, 1707 nucleotides long. RefSeq names its product Bardet-Biedl syndrome 4 protein homolog (gene BBS4). Gene Ontology annotation, cellular component: ciliary basal body. Lineage: Eukaryota; Metazoa; Arthropoda; Insecta; Diptera; Culicidae. The record is from RefSeq and is a predicted model, not a curated record. Gene Ontology annotation, molecular function: protein binding. The coding region runs from base 62 to 1594 and encodes 510 amino acids. Gene Ontology annotation, biological process: cilium assembly; protein localization to cilium. The transcript has 10 exons.